AUGCGGUUGUCAUUGAUUAGGCGCGCAACGAUUUCACAAAUACAAAAACUCAUCAAAGAUGAUCUGAACAUCUUGAAAGUUGAUAAAUUUGUUUUGAAUGUUAAAGCUGGCUCUGGCGGAUCUGGUUUGGCGAGAUACGAUGGAGUAGGAGGAAAUGGUGGAGAUGUUUUCUUUGUUCCCAAGCCAUCUCUCGCUUUCGCAGAUAUCAAAAGUCGUUUGAAAAAUAAAAUGAAAAUUCGAUCAGAUAACGGUGGGAAUGCUACAAAAACUACACUGAUUGGACAACAUGCGAAGCAUCAGUUUUUUGAUGUUCCAGUAGGAAUCGAAGUCGUGGACCGAGAUAAUAAUGUACUUAUUGCUAGAUGUUCGAAACCAUUUGGUCGUUAUUUGAUUGCACAUGGUGGGCAAGGAGGUUAUGUGAAAACAGGAUAUAAGGGAGCAAGAGGCGAGGCAUUGGAUGUCGAAAUUCAUUUGAAACUGCGCCCUAAUAUCGGUCUUCUCGGAUUUCCAAAUGCUGGAAAAUCAACACUUCUCAAAGCUCUGGUACCAGAAAAAUCGGUAAAAAUUGCCGAAUACGCCUUCACUACAGUCCAUCCUCAAUUAGCAUUCUACAAAAGCAAAAAUGAUAAUAAUAGCUCUCUUCUAGAAGAUAACAUGUUUACUCUAUCUGUCGCUGAUCUACCUGGAAUCAUCGAAGGAGCAUCGCAAAAUCGAGGCAAAGGAUACAAGUUUUUGAAGCACCUGGAGUAUGCCGAUGUCAUAGUUAUGAUAAUUGAUAGUCAAGGAUUUCAGCUGAAAAACGAUUUGGACUGCCCAUUUAGAACCCCACUGGAAUCAGUUUCUCUACUCAAUAAAGAACUAGAGCUUUACGAUCCAAAGCUAGUGAGGAAGCCGGCUAUUUGUAUUCUGAAUAAAGCGGACACUUUAGACGAAAAACAAAAAAAGGAAAUAUCUCUGCUCAUAUCGUCACUAGGAACUCAAAAAUGGGUGGAUGAUGUUCCGGAAGACUUGCGUCCCAAAACGCCAAUGAAAUUCGAGCAUGCUAUCCAACUCAGUGCUAAAAGUAAAGACAUCGACGAAUUUAAAAAAAUACUGACACUCAUGCGACAUCAUUUGCACACACUCAGUGAUAUGAAAGAAAAUCCGGAGGAUCGUAGAGCAACUAACAAUAGAAACAACAACCAAAAAGGGGAAAACCACAGAUGCAGAAAUGCAUGGCAAAAAAUAUUCGAGCCGGGAAAGCAUAUUCUUCGAAUCGAUGGAGCUCCUCCUCAACAAUGCUCGCGGGAAGAUUUUGAGAGAGUAAAACGCGCUGGAGUGAGGAAAAUACCGGAUGGUACGCUGGCUGAUCCUCGCGAACAUCAGGACAGUAUGAAAAACUCAAUUUAUCACGAUGUCCGCCUUCGGUCCACAAAUCGCUAUCUUCCUCUUCCUCGCUUUCGGAUCGAUUCAAAUUACUGUACAGUUCCUCCAAAACGAGAAGUUUCUUUGUUCAAUAUGGACGAUAAUUGUACAGAAAUUCUCUUGAAAGAUUUUGCUCAAGCAUGUGGAGAAGUCGAGAAAGCAUACGUCUGCCAUCAUCCAGAAACUCAAAGACAUAUGAAAAUGGCAUAUGUAGUUUUCAAAACUCCAAAAGAGGCGAACAAUUUUUGCAAUAAGUAUGAAACACAAAAUCUACUUGCUACAAAAUGCACAUGCAAAAUCGAUCCUUUUCUAUCUUCGCUGAAUGAUGCUUAUGAAAAUGCAACCAAGUGUCCACUUCCACAACUACCUCGUGAUUUGGCCGCUAUAGACAACACCGUCUUGAAAGAACUUCGAAAUAGCUUCCUUCGUGGAAAAGAGGAAAUAUACGAAGAAGAAGAAGAAGAACCAUACGUUUCGGAAAUGGACCCAAAUGUUACAUCAACAUCUAAUUUUGUUAAUGAUACCCAAAAUUACCAAACAGAAAUGGACCUUGGUUGGAUUAAACUAAGAUUUUCACCAGUUCAACUAAGCUUUUCUUCAGAACCAUCGCCAGAAGUACCACCGCCACCGCCACCACCGAUAAGAAUUCCAUCACCACCCCCUCCACCGCCUCCAAAACCGUUGACGAUGCCUCCUAUCCCCAUUCCGGCGCCCCACUAUGGUCAUUUUUUACCAAGUUCCAGUUCAAUGCCAGAAUUCUGUCCGUCAGAUUUAAAAGACGAAAUGAAACAACCCGCGGUACCGCUAUCACCUACUCAAAAUAGCUCUGAAAGUUCGGCUGAAAAUCUUGAUAUCAAUACCGACGUUAAAACGCCAAAACAAUUUCGAUUCGGUGGAUGGAUGCAAAAAACACCGAUGGCCAAUAACGUUCUUAAAGAGAUGAAAAAACGCCUUUAUUGUGAAGAAGAAUUUGAGCCGACCCCCAGACCUAAAGACGAGAAGCUGAUGCAUAUCGAAAAUGAUGCAUUUCUCGAUGAAAAUUUCAAAUCUCCAGAACCACCACCAUCAUAUUCUCGUGAAGAUCCUUACCGGAGUAGUAGCCGGGUGUCAAACUCUCGUAGACGACACCGGUCUGGAAGCUCAUCGGACGAAAAAGAACAGUCCCAACGGAGUUCCAGUAGAAGGCAUCAUCGCAGGACAGAUUCGAGUAAUCGAUCUAUGGAUAACGGAGAUGAUAAAGGUGUUGUGAAAGAAACGACGGUGAUCAAACUGGAAAAGCGCAGUAUCAAAUAUGGAUCAGGAGAAAUGUAUGAGCAGGUUCACAUCAGGAAAAGAACGGCCGUGAUACGAGGAAAAGAACAACAAUUGGAAGAUAUAUCUUCAGACGAAAAUAAUUCGGCUUCUGUUUCCGGUUCUACAAGUACCAGCACCACUGCAACCUACCCAGACCUCUCUGAUGAAGAGAGGAAGAAAAAAAAGAAAUGUACUUCUCCAAACGGACCGGCUAAAGGAGCUAAAGCAUUUGGGUGGUCUGACAUUGAUGAAUCUGAUGAUGACAAUAGAAUUCGAAGAGGUGGAAGAUCGAAGAAAAAUGAAUCGGAACGGAAGUCUCGCCUACUGACGUCGUCAUCUUCGAAACGAGACAUUUCGAAUUCGCAGGCUAGUAGUACCCCGAAUCUAAAAUCUUCAAGAACUCCUCCACCUCCUCCGCCAUCAAGAGGGCACCCGCUACAUCCAAUGCAGCAUCCAAAUGCUUAUCCGGUCCAUCAUCCACAUCAUAUACCACCGCCACCGCACAUGAUGCCUUUCUACCCGAUGCCUCCACAUCAUCUACCUCAUGGACCGCCUGUCCCAAUGAUGAUCCCUCCAGCAAUGAGUAAUAAAGGAAUAGCCAAUUGCGAUUUUCGUCAACCACCUCCCGGAUUUAUUUCAUCAUUCACAACAUCGUAUCCUCCGGUUCCUAAUAUUCCACCUCCUUCCGCAAUACCGGUCCGAUAUCAAGCUCCACAUCUUCCCCAACCUGGAUUGGUCCAUAUUACCUCUUUGUCGGCAAUUCCAGACGCCGCUGAGGGCGUUCCAGGACCUCCAUCCUUGCGUCCUUCCCAAAGAACUGAUAGUAGUCGUAAUUCGGAGUCGCCCGAGGGGCAUAAUAUCACUCUUCAACAAAGAUUCUCACAGUUAUUCGGCGCAAAGAAGGAAGAACAAGCUCAGAGUUUUGAAGUUGAAAGAAGAGAGUAUGCUCCCAGGAACUUUGAACCUCAAGAUGAUCGACAUUCUUUGGAAGAUAUGGAUGUUGAAGUUUCUAGUGAUGGAGAAACUAAUUCACAAAUAGAAAGGAGUGAAUGUAUGGAGGAAAAGAGGCAACAGAUGAUGGAACGUAUCAACGAAAUAAGAGCUCCUAUUGUUCAGUCUUGUCAUAAACAAAUAGUGAAUGAACUUCAAUCAAAAAUCAGUGAUGAUCUUCGGCAACAAAUCAUGAGGCAAUGUAUGGCUCAUUUGGAUGAGAAACUUCGUUUGAAAGCGAUAGCAGAUGUGGAAAAAAUGAAGCGGGAGCGCGAAGAAAAGGCGAAACAAGAAGUAGCGAAACCAAAUACCAACAUGAUUGCAGAGUUGAUGACUCUCUACACCAAUCAGUCAUUUGCAAACAUAGGACGUCGUAACAUCGUGUAUAGAAAGCAAAAGCCGAUACCAAAGCGCAAACACACUCGGAAAGAACACCAUCAUGACCAGGAUGGGCUAUCUUCGCCUCGUUCGCCUCGCUCAGUGAACUCUUCAAGAGACUCCUCACCGAUUCAACGUUCAAGGCGAGUGUCUUCGUCGUCUUCCAAAUCAUCGCUAUCUAAAAGUUCAUCCGAUAAUUCUGACGAUUCUGAUGCCGAGGAAUCGCCCAAGAUCAGAAAACGCAUUCCAUCAGCGUCAAGUUCGGAACAAGCAGAAAGAAGGUCAUUCAGUUCUACAAGUCUUCGUAGCGGCAAUUCGGAAAAGCGUUUAUCGGAACUGUCGGGCUCCGAAAGAUCGUCAUCCGACAGUGAGCUGGAUAUCAAUGAAGGCAAUAAAUCUAGAAAGCGAAAGUUAGUGGCGUCCAGUGGAGAAGAAGCAUCGUCAUUUUCUAGCAGGGACAGUAGUCCGGAACCUGCUGAAGAUCUAGAACCACUAGUGAAAAAGAUUUCUAGUCCAUCUGAAUUUUCCUCAAACAAAAUUGGAAUGGAGCAAGAAUCUUCUGCAACAGCAAACGGUCCAAUUCUCGAAGAAGCGAUCACCUCUGGUCCACUCACAUUAGAUUCCAGUUAUCUCUCUUAUAAAAUAGUCAACUGGGAGGAAGCCAACCGCUCGGUUAGUAAUCUACCAGGAAACAGUAUACGUUCAGAAGAAUAUCACCCAUUCACCACGGAACACUGUUAUUUCAAGAUUGAACACAGGAAACAUUCGGAAAUUCAAAUUUUCGACAAACACCCAGAGCUGCUAGAUGGACAAAAACCUUUGAUAAUAUCUCCAGCUCCUUGGGGAGGCAUGCCUGAUUUCGGCAUCGAAGGAACAGGACCGCUAAUUUACAUGGAUUCUGUGGAUGAUAAGCCAGCUACAAACGAUUUUCCUCGAAAGAAACAGAAACCGAGAAAACAAGUUUUCGAAAAAGAUUACUAUGAGUUCAAAGAACCAGAAAUCAUCAAGCCACCAGCUGCUCCACGGCCCAAGAAAAUUUAUAAAGAACGCACUGCCGAAGAGAAAAAGAAAAUUGUUCAUGAUUGUGCUAAUUUACCCGAUCUAGAAGAUCAGUGGUACAUGCGUAGUGUUCUGAAUCGUAUGCAGUCUAUCAUGCCUGUUGAAGAGUUACCAUGGAAGCGGAUAUUGGCUUUCAGAGAGAUGAUUAUGCCUGAAGAGCCUGUUUUGAGAGUCAAUCCGAUCCGAUCGAAAAAAGGACUGCCGGAAGCAUUCUACGAAGAUCCAGAACUGGACGGAGUUAUCCCUGUUGCAGAAGGAUGCGCACGAGCUCGUCCGUACAAAAAGAUGACGAUGAAACAAAAAAGAAGUCUUGUUCGUCGUCCGGAGAACGAGUCACAUCCAACGGCAAUAUUCAGUGAGAGGGAUGAGACUAUAAUGCGACAUCAGCACGUGGCCAACAAGGAUAUGCGAUUGCUUCAACGGAGACUUCUCGCUACACUUGGAGACACGAACAAUGACUUCUUCAAAAUCAAUCAAUUAAAGUUCCGCAAAAAGAUGAUCAAAUUCGCCCGCUCUCGUAUUCAUGGAUGGGGACUCUACGCUCUUGAAACUAUUGCACAAGACGAGAUGAUUGUGGAAUACAUUGGCCAAAAAAUUCGUUCACUUGUGGCAGAAGAACGCGAAAAAGCAUACGAACGGCGUGGAAUCGGUAGCUCAUACUUGUUCCGGAUCGACGAACACUCGGUCAUCGAUGCAACGAGAAGAGGAAAUUUCGCUCGUUUCAUUAAUCACUCUUGUCAACCCAACUUUAUGCCAAGUCGAACAGUUAUCCAAAAGGGUGAUGAGAUCACAUACGAUUACAAGUUUCCUCUUGAAGAUGACAAAAUCGACUGUCUCUGUGGUGCCAAAUCGUGUCGAGGAUACCUCAAUUAG
Caenorhabditis briggsae is the source of this 5997-nucleotide messenger RNA. The record is from RefSeq and is a predicted model, not a curated record. The transcript has 22 exons. Gene Ontology annotation, cellular component: Set1C/COMPASS complex. The coding region runs from base 1 to 5997 and encodes 1998 amino acids. Gene Ontology annotation, molecular function: protein binding; histone H3K4 methyltransferase activity; RNA binding. NCBI's taxonomy places the organism in Eukaryota, Metazoa, Nematoda, Chromadorea, Rhabditida, Rhabditidae.